Molecule: messenger RNA, 568 nt
Organism: Carya illinoinensis
Lineage: Eukaryota; Viridiplantae; Streptophyta; Magnoliopsida; Fagales; Juglandaceae
Product: DNA-directed RNA polymerases I, II, and III subunit RPABC5
Exons: 4
Coding region: 130-345 (71 amino acids)
Biological process (GO): tRNA transcription by RNA polymerase III; transcription by RNA polymerase I; transcription by RNA polymerase II
Cellular component (GO): RNA polymerase III complex; RNA polymerase I complex; RNA polymerase II, core complex
Molecular function (GO): DNA-directed RNA polymerase activity; DNA binding; zinc ion binding
Source: RefSeq, a predicted model, not a curated record
GUAUAAAUUUCAUUAAACCCCAUCUGAAUAGAAAUGACCGAAUCGAAGCCCUAGCCGAGUCGACGCCACGCCCUAUAUAUCUAGUCGGGAAAGGAGCACAGAAAGAGAAUCAACUCCAGACAAUCGAACAUGAUUAUCCCAGUUCGUUGUUUUACCUGCGGCAAGGUGAUUGGAAACAAAUGGGACACAUAUCUUGACCUUCUCCAGUCGGAUUACUCCGAAGGAGAUGCUCUUGAUGCGUUGGGGUUGGUUCGUUACUGCUGUAGGCGAAUGCUUAUGACUCAUGUUGACCUCAUUGAGAAGCUUCUGAAUUACAAUACUUUGGAGAAGAACGAAAACAGUUGAUGAAUGGAUUACAAUUGACCAGAAGUUGGUUUUACACAGUGUCAUGUUACCCUUUUUUCGGUCGUUGUGCCUGUCCUUAUCUUACCUGUUUUGUUCAGCCAGAUACAGGGGAAAUAUAUAUAGAAUGGGUUCGAGUAGAUUAUGUUGAUUUAGCUUCCAUCAUGAAUUGUCUUGACGUGUAAUGUAUGAAUGUAUCUACUAAAUCAAAAUGUUUGUUAUCAGA